This is a messenger RNA of Umbelopsis ramanniana AG, 1503 nucleotides long. RefSeq lists its product as uncharacterized. The record is from RefSeq and is a predicted model, not a curated record. NCBI's taxonomy places the organism in Eukaryota, Fungi, Mucoromycota, Umbelopsidomycetes, Umbelopsidales, Umbelopsidaceae. The transcript has 11 exons. Gene Ontology annotation, biological process: protein polyubiquitination. Bases 1 to 1503 code for a protein of 500 amino acids. Gene Ontology annotation, molecular function: ubiquitin protein ligase activity.
AUGGACGAUUCAGCUGUCGUACAUGAUGGACAAGAAGAAUAUCCAAGCAAUCAAGAAAUCCAACAGUUUCAACACCUCUUAGAUGGCGUUCAACGUUUCAUUUCAAUGCGUUUACGCAACAAGCCUACUCCAGAUACCACUCCAAAUCGAGACCAUGCGGUUGUUAGUGCCACAAAAUGUUUGGCUGCCUUCUAUCGAUUGAACGAAAAGCGCCGGUUUGUGAAAUUCGAAGCUUUCUACAAUGAUACAUUGAACGAGCAGCUGGAAAUCAAAGAAGACUUUCCUCAAUUCAAAGAUAGAAAAGGCUUUUCAUUUUGCGACUAUCCAUUCAUACUCAAUUCAGCUACCAAAGCGGACAUUCUGAAAGUGGAAAGCAUGUUUCAAAUGAGACACGAACUACAAGAUGCAUUUUUCCGUGCAUUAUUUCAAGGUGUCAAUAGUCCAUACCUAGUUCUGGAAAUCCGCAGGGAUCAUAUUAUUCAUGAUGCACUAUACCAGCUUGAAACGAAAUCAACACAAGACCUCAAAAAGCAGUUGCGGAUACAAUUCGUUGGUGAAGAAGGUAUAGAUGAAGGCGGUGUUCAAAAAGAAUUUUUCCAACUUAUUGUUCGCGAGCUGUUCGAUCCAAAAUACGGAAUGUUCAUGUUUGAUGACGACUCAAGAUUGUGCUGGUUCAAACCAGACCCAACGGAUGAUCAUGUCGCGAUCAGUGAAUACAAACUUGUCGGGAUGCUACUUGGCCUGGCUGUCUACAACAGUGUGAUAUUGGAUGUACAUUUUCCACUAGCGCUGUACAAAAAGCUCAUGGACGUACCGGUGAAUUUGCAAGAUCUUCGUCAGCUUGACCCUGGACUUGGAAGAGGCCUUCAGCAACUGUUGUAUUACGAAGGAAGCGUAGAAGGCGCAUACGAUCGAUCUUUCCAAAUCGAUAAAGAUGUGUGGGGAUGCAUCAACACAUUUGAUCUGAAGGAAGAUGGAGCAUCUGUUAAACUGACAAACGACAACAGACAGGAGUUUGUCCAAUUAUACACUGAUUAUGUUCUCAAUCAAUCUGUGGAGAAACAAUUCAGCGCAUUUAGAGACGGAUUCAACCUGGUUUGCGUUGACAGCGCCAUAAAGAUUUUUCGACCGGAAGAAGUUGAGCAGUUGAUUUGCGGCAGCUCAGAUUUAGAUUUCGAUGCUCUGGAAAAAGCAACUCUCUAUGACGGAGGUUGGAACAAGGAUACGCCCAUUAUCAGAGCGUUUUGGGAGAUUGUACAUGAAUUUACAGACGAGGAAAAGAAAAAACUGCUCUUCUUUGCCACAGGAUCAGACAGAGUUCCAAUAGGAGGACUAAGUAAACUACAGUUUGUAAUAGCAAAAAACGGAGGUGACUCAGACAGGCUACCAACCUCCCACACGUGCUAUAAUGUACUUCUAUUAUGUGAAUACAGUAGCAAAGAAAAGCUGCGCGAGCGGUUGCUGACAAGCAUUGGUAAUGCCGAAGGCUUCGGCAUGAUCUAG